Fukomys damarensis (Damara mole-rat) is the source of this 4443-nucleotide messenger RNA. It is a transcript of the gene Ubap2, whose product is annotated as ubiquitin associated protein 2. NCBI's taxonomy places the organism in Eukaryota, Metazoa, Chordata, Mammalia, Rodentia, Bathyergidae. The transcript has 31 exons. Gene Ontology annotation, molecular function: protein binding. Gene Ontology annotation, cellular component: nucleus; cytoplasm. The coding region runs from base 237 to 3656 and encodes 1139 amino acids. The record is from RefSeq and is a predicted model, not a curated record.
CCGCCGCUUUGUAAGAGGCACAUUGGCAGGUAACGAGCGGCGGCGGCAGCGGCGGUUCCGGAGUCCAGCGAGGGGAGCAGCGUGGCAGAAUUUAUUCAGGAAAGCAAAAGUGAAGAGUGGGGGCACAGGAAACUGACUCUGCAGUUUAUUCAUCUUGGGCUGAAUAAAGAGAAAAAAUUUUCUAUUUUGUACACACAUUAUUUUGUAUAUACUGCGUAUGAUGACGUCAGUGAGCAAUGACCGUUGCCGAGGUGCUCGGGAAAAAACACAGAUUUCUGCAACACAGGCAACACAAUCACAGAAACAAGUGGUACAGCUGUACAGACCUCUUGAUACUUCUAGAGCUCAGCCUGGCCACAGCUGAACAGAUGCGUCUUGCUCAAGUGAUCUUUGAUAAGAAUGAUUCUGAUUUUGAAGCUAAAGUUAAACAGCUUAUGGAAGUGACGGGGAAAAAUCAGGAUGAAUGCAUAGUGGCCCUACAUGACUGUAAUGGAGAUGUCAACAAAGCUAUUAAUAUAUUGCUGGAAGGGAAUUCAGACACAACUUCUUGGGAGACUGUAGGGGGGAAAAAAAAGAAUUUUGGAAAAGAAAGUUCAGAAAACAAAGAGAAUAGAGAGAAGAGAAGCGAGAGAGAAACAAACCGUGGACGUGGAAACAACCGGAAAGGAAGAGGAAGCAAUCGUGGCAGAGAAUUCAGAGGGGAAGAGAAUGGAAUUGAUUGUAAUCAAGAGGACAAAACUUCAGACCGGGGCAAGCGAGCACGUGUUCGAGGAUUUGGACGAGGCAGAGGAAGAGGAGCAGGAAGAUUCUCAGCCCAAAGCAUGGGGACAUUCAAUCCUGCAGACUAUUCAGAUUCUACAUCUGCAGAUGGGUGUGGGACAAAAGUAGUAGUUUGGGAACCUGCUCAGAAUGGUGCAAGUGAAGGAUCUGAACUGGCAACUCAUACUCACAACAUAACCCAAGAUCUGCCAAAUAAAAGUUCAUAUGGACUCAAAGGUGCCUGGAAAAAUUCUGUGGAGGAGUGGACAACGGAAGACUGGACUGAAGAUCUUUCUGAAACAAAAGUCUUCACUGCCUCAUCUGUUCCAGCAGAGAAUGAUGUCACACCUAGGCAAAGCAUUGACCUAGUAUCCUUGCUCCAGAAGCCUGUUCCUCCAGGUCAAGUGUCAGAAGUCAGUGCUUUUGAAGCCUCCCAACAGCAGGGCUUUGGCCAAGCCCUUGUCUUCACGAAUUCUCAACACAACAGUCCGAUGACACCAGGGCCUGGCAGCUCCACUCCUGCCACCUCCUACUCUCCUCAACGCCUGUCAUCUGUCCUCGGCUCAGGAUUUGGAGAGCUUACACCAUCAAAAUUGGCUAAUAUCACCAGCUCCCAGGUUUUGGACCUGAAAGCUCCAAGUUUGGGCCAGUUUACCACCACCCAAAGUUCACAGCAGAAUAGUACUAGUUCCUCAACAACUACUACUUCUUGGGACGUCAAGCCCUCAGCAUCCCAACCCUCAGUCCUCACUCACUUUGAUUUCAAAUCUCAGCCUGAGCCAUCCCCCGUUCUUAGCCAGUUGAGCCAACGACAGCAGCACCAGAGCCAAGCAGCCAGUGUUCCUCCUCCUGGCUUGGAGUCCUUUCCUUCCCAGGCAAAACACCGAGAAUCAGCACCUGGAGACAGUGCUUCCACUGUGAACAAACUUUUGCAGCUUCCUAACAUGGCUGUCGAAAAUAGCACUGUGUCUGCCCACCAACCACAACCCAAGCAUCUCAAACUCCCUAAGCGGCGGAUACCUCCAGCUUCUAAGAUUCCAGCUUCUGCAGUGGAAAUGCCUGGUUCAGCAGAUGUCACUGGAUUAAAUGUUCAGUUUGGGGCCCUGGAAUUUGGAUCAGAAUCCUCUCUCUCUGAGUUUGGAUCAGUUCCAGGCAGUGAAAAUAGUAAUCAGAAUCCCAUCAAUUUGUAUUCGAAAUCUUUAAGUGAUCCUUUGAGUAACUCUCUACCAAUGACCAGUGCUGUACAGAAUUCCACCUGUACAACUUCAGUCAUUACCUCCUCCAGUCUGAGCAGCUCAUCCCUGAGCUCCACCAGCCCUGUAACGACAUCUUCCUCUUAUGACCAGAGUUCUGUGCACAACAGGAUCGCAUACCAAAGCUCUGUGAAUCCACCGGAAUCGGCUCCAGGAGCCCUCAUGAAUGGACAUGGUGGUGGUCGAAGCCAGCACACACUAGACACUACUUCAUCUGUUCCAGCUCCAAAGACGAUAGACCCUCCCUCCACCCUGCCAUCUGUGGGCUCCCUGCCCAGUACCACCUCCUGCACUGCGCUUCUACCCUCCGUGUCCCAGCACACUGCUGCUUUGCCCUCCUUGUCCCAGCCUGGUGACUUGUCCAGCAGCCCCCUCUCUCAGCUUAGCAGUUCACUCUCCAGUCACCAGAGCAGCCUCUCCUCUGCGCAUGCAGCCGUCUCCUCGAGCACGCCACACACACAUGCCAAUGUGGAGAACACCCCUUCCGUCCAGUCCUCGGCAACGUUCUCCACGGCAGCACCCUCCUCCUCGAGUGCCCCUUCGUCGAGUAUCAGCCCACCUGGUAGCAUGAGCACAGUGAACAGCCUCUGCCUGGGUGGGACCACUGUGAGCGCACCCAGCAGCACCAUCAGGGCCGCACCCUUGGUGACCUCAGGCAAAGCACCCCCAAACCUGCCUCAAGGGGUACCUCCCCUGCUGCACAACCAGUACCUCGUGGGCCCUGGAGGACUGCUUCCUGCCUACCCAAUUUAUGGCUAUGAUGAGCUCCAGAUGCUACAGUCACGGCUGCCUAUGGAUUACUACGGAAUUCCCUUUGCUGCACCCACAGCCCUUGCCAGCCGAGAUGGGAGCCUAGCUAAUAACCCGUAUUCAGGCGAAGUCACAAAGUUUGGCCGAGGCGAUUCUGCAUCCCCUGCACCUCCCACCACACUAGCUCAGCCACAGCAGAGCCAAUCCCAGGCCCACCACACAGCCCAGCAGCCCUUUUUGAGUCCUGCACUGCCACCUGGCUACAGCUACACUGGCCUCCCCUAUUAUACCGGUGUACCCAGUGCCUUCCAAUACGGGCCCACCAUGUUCGUCCCUCCAGCCUCAGCCAAGCAGCAUGGUGUGAACCUCAGCACCCCCACCACGCCUUUUCAGCAGGCCAGUGGCUAUGGCCAGCAAAGCUACGGCACAGGUUAUGAUGACCUGACCCAGGGGACAGCAGCAGGUGACUACACCAAGGGUGGCUAUGCUGGAUCAUCACAGGCACCAAACAAGUCUGCUGGUUCGGGGCCUAGCAAAGGAGCAUCAGUGUCUUCAGGCGCCACUGGCCUACCUGAUAUGACUGGUUCUGUCUAUAGCAAGACACAGACUUUUGACAAGCAGGGAUUUCAUGCAGGGACCCCUCCACCUUUCAGCCUGCCCUCAGCUUUGGGCUCCACUGGCCCCUUGGCCCCUGGAACAGCCCCUGGCUAUGUACCCCCACCAUUCCUGCACAUCCUGCCAGCCCACCAGCAGCCACAUUCACAGCUGCUACACCACCACCUUCCGCAGGAUGCCCAGAGUGGCUCAGGACAGCGCAGCCAGCCCAGCUCCCUGCAGCCCAAGUCUCAAGCCUCCAAACCCACCUAUGGCAACUCUCCAUACUGGACAAACUAGACCGCUGAGGGAGGAGUGGGCUUGGGGCAGGGCUUACCCUGGGCAGGAGAGAACACGUGGAACACAUUUCUGGGAGCCCAGUGCCCUUUCCUAGAUUCUUGAACCUCUGCAGGGAGCCUUCCUCCCAGACUAUUGUAUGUAAUGUAUUUAUGUAUGUAUUUGUAAAUGUGAUAGAAGCCCAGGGCUGCAAGUGCAGCCAAGUCUGCUCUCCCCAUCCGGACCUUUCUCACUGUACCAAGCCUGCACCCUUCUGCCUUCUGGUCUUCCAUAUGGCCUCCUGUCUGGUGGCACUGAAGGACUGCUUCAAGGGAGUUUGGGUUUUGGGGUGAGGUAGCAAUGAAGAAUCACAGCUUCUCUCAGUCCCUUUGUAAACCAUUAUUUGAGUUUUGUUCCUUUGUAACUGUUUUAUACCUGUUUUUGAGAAACUGGUCCUUUUGCUAUUUGUCAUGGUCCCCCUUCCACCAAAUCUUGAUCUGGGAAUAGCAGAGAUGAUCACCUGCCCAACAUGAAUCUAGGCUCAUGUUUGUCCUCACAGAGCCAGGCCUUCUGCGUCUGGUCCUGUCCCUAAAAAUUGCCAUUCUUUAGCCAACCGUUUAAAACAAUCUGGUCUCAGAAAAAUUAAGCCAGUCAGCUCCCCUUUAAAAAAAAUCAAAGAUCUGCUUCCACUUCAGUGCAAGCCCAUCUCCAAGCAAAGGGUCCUCUGUUCCAGUUGUCCUGAACUGGGUGGGCAACUGUUUCAGGGGCUUUCUCUUGCCCAAACUCCACCUAAUAAAGUUCUGAGAGCAUG